AUGAUCGAUAUUUUUGGUGCCUAAUAUAGAUAAUAGAUCUAAUUAAACCAAAAAGUAUAGAAGUCUGUCUUAAGUGGGAUAUGUUCAUUAAUUGUUUUAGGAGCUAGUUUUGGUUAUUUUCUUUAUGUUAUGAAUGAAUGGUGGAGUUCGAAAAUCUUACCAAAAUCAACUAAUAUUAUGAAAGUUGAGAAUUACUCACAAAUUUAAUAUAAUGAAGAUUCCUUAUUUGAAUUUUGUUAUUGGAAGUAUAGUGAUAUGUAAAUUGAUCCAUUUAGAUUGUAGAAUAACAUAUUAACUCCUAUUGGUAUCUACUUUAUUAAUGGUAUUCCAUAAAAACCAUUUUCUCUCUUAAAUGAAAUACCAAUAAUGUCACCAUAUAAUACAAGUCUUUUAAGUGUUGAUAACCUUACUUUAAUUUAAAAUAGUGGUUUUGAUAACUCAUUAAAUUAUACAACAGAAUUGAUGAUAGUAAUUACUUCAUGUAAUUCCACACUAUUAAACAGUGGAUAUUAAUGCGCAUCUGAUUAGGAAAUUUAAGAAUUUUUUAAAAAGUCAGUAAAUUAUAUCAGUUUUUGGUUGAAUUUAAAGUAGUAUGAUCCAUACUCCUAAAAGUUUUAAGUUGUUAAGAAACAUUAUUAUUUAACCUUUGAUUCUGAAAUAUCUCAUUAAGGUUAAUUAAUAUUGACUUAAACAUAAGCUACUAUAGAUCAUGGAAUUUUAUUUAGUAAAUAUGAAUCAUAAAGCUAUAUUUACAAUGCUUAAUUGAUAACAAGUGCAACAUCUAAAUAAUUUUGGUCUACAUUAUUUAAACAAAAUACAUAUCUUAAUUUGUUUAUACGACUUGAUCCUAUGUCUACUGAUACAUAAAUAGUAUAUCCAAAACUCGGAGAAAUACUUGCUUAAGUAGGAUCAAUAAUGAGUAUGUUAAUGACUAUUCAAUAUAUCUUGCGUUAUUAUAAUGAAUAUAUGUUAGAAGUUGAUUUUGUAGAUAAAUUAUUGGGGUUCUACUAUCAAGAUUAUUUGGAAUUAAAACAAUCUAAAGAUAAACUAGACUUAAAAUUAUGUAAAGAAUUGAUAGAACAAGCUAAAAAGAAAUUAGUUUAUACUAAUAUUAUUUAUGAGUUGUCAAGGAUUUAAUUAUUCUUAUUACACCAUUUUGGAAGGAAUUAAUUAUUUUAAGCACAUUAAUAUGCUAUAUGUGCAAAGGAAGAAAUAAAAUCAGGUAAAUAUUGUUUAGCUUUUGAUAUUGCUACUAUUCCAAGGGUUGAUAGAAAUAGAGAAUAAACUGAUUAGCAUUUUGAGAAGGACGAUUUUAGUUUGUUAUGCAAAGGCAAAACUAAUAUAAUUAAAAAUAAUGAAGAUUUAGUUAGAAUUUAAUUAGAUGUAGUUAGUGCUUCAUAGAAAUCACUUUAUAAUUGA
Paramecium pentaurelia is the source of this 1419-nucleotide messenger RNA. The record is from the annotation of a GenBank genome assembly. Lineage: Eukaryota; Ciliophora; Oligohymenophorea; Peniculida; Parameciidae.